Molecule: messenger RNA, 6198 nt
Organism: Funneliformis mosseae
Lineage: Eukaryota; Fungi; Glomeromycota; Glomeromycetes; Glomerales; Glomeraceae
Source: the annotation of a GenBank genome assembly
AUGGCCUCGCCAAGAAUAUCAUCAGUUUCAACAGGAAGAGAUUCUCCAAAUCCUACAUCAUUUAAUGAACCUUUUCAAUUUGAUGAACAAAAAAUUGCAUCUAAUGCAGCAAAUCCUGAAAAACAAGAAUUAUAUGUUUUUAAUUGGUUAGCUAAUUUAGAAAGAGAACUCAAAAAAACUGAUAAGGAUUCACUAAAACAAUGCCAAACAAAUCUCGAGAAACAAUUAUUAAAAUUUAUAUCGUCAGUAGCGCCAAAACCACAUAGACCUAUUAGACAACUCGUAGCAAGAAUUUUUGUUAUUAUAUAUAUUAAAGGAGAAUCUAGAACUUUAUUUGAUACUAUUACAGCACUUCAGAGUUUAGUUGGUGCAGGUAAAAAUGUAGGAGAAAAAGAAACUAAAUUAGCUGCAUUACAUUGUAUCGGUAUAAUUUUAAAAUCAUUAGGUGAUAGGAUAUUAUCCCUAUUUCCUGAAACUAUUAAUAUUUGUUUGAAAACGAUCAAGAAUUCGUCUAAUGCAUUGAUCGUUAGAUUAGAAGCUAUUUAUACGAUAAGUAAAUCUCUUGAAGGAGCAGGUAAAGGUGCAACAGAAUCUAUAAUAAAAGAUAUCAUGAAGCAAAUGAAAUCCGGGUUAGGCGAUAAGGCAUUAAUCAUUAAGGUUGCCUCAGUACAGUGCAUGCAUGCAGUGGCAAAGUAUACACAUCAACAAUAUCCAAUUUCAGCUAGUGAAUUAGAUAAUUUACUUAAUCAAAUGGUUAAAUUACUUGAUGGAUCUAAUCAAACAAUUCGUCGAUCAGUUUCUUCUUAUAUUGCAACAUUAUUAGCAGGAACGCAAAAUGAAGUUGACUUUUUGGCAACAACAAUUUCAUCAUCAUCAAAGAAUAAAUCAUCCACCACGACACAUAAUGCAUCAUCACUAACAUCAGGUGGUGGAAGUCCAACAUUAAGCUCACAGCAGGAUUCUUCAUCAUCGGCCAAAGUGAUAUUAUCAGUAGAAGAAAUGCUAACACAUUUAUCAACAAUUUAUAACAAACAAUCAACCACAAGAGAAAUGAGAGCAGCAAUAAUAGAAUCAUAUUCGGCAUUAUUUCUACAAUUAGGUACAAAAUAUGUUGAAUUAAAUUAUUCAUUUAUCGCACAACAUUUAUUAAAAGAUCUUGUAUCACAUCCAAGAAAUUCAUCAUCACGUUAUGAAGCACUUAACGUUCGAGAACAUUGUGAGUUAUUAUUGCGUGAUGUUAUUGGAACUAGAUUAUUAAGUGAACAAGGGCAAGUUACUGCAGUCCGUGAAUUGGCUAACGGAUGGUUAAAACAGUGGCCAGCAUUAAUGACAAAUCAAGUUGAACCAUCAAAAUUAUCACUUGUAUGUGCAGUCAAUGAAAUAUCCGGAUUAUUAUUGGAUUUAGGAGGAGCAGCAAGUACAGUAUACGAUGUAGUAGCAGAUCCGUUAGUUAUAUUAUUAAGUCAUACGAGUUAUUCGGUACAAAUAGUAACAGCAUGGUGUCUUAGAUGUUUAUGUUAUUCAUUACCAAUCAAAUUAUCAGGAUUGAUUACAAAAGUACACGGAUUACUUAAUAAAGAUCUAAAUAAUUUAGCGAAUCCAUCAUCAACAACAGAUUUAUCAAAGAGAACACUUGGUUACGCGUAUGGGUUAGCAGCAUUAUUAAGUGUUAUACCAAGCAGACCAUUAAAUGUACCAUUUGAAUUAAGUGCAAAAAUAUUCUCAUUAUCAACGCAAUUAAUUAAAACAAGCGCAAACAAAGAUUUGGCAAUUGCAAGUAUACAAAUACAAGUAGCGUGGAUAUUAAUAGGAUCGUUAAUGACACUAGGGCCUAAUUUUGUUAAAUUACAUUUACCACAGUUGUUAAUAUUAUGGAAAACAGCAUUACCUAAAUCAACUAAUAGUAAAGAGUCGGUAUCAAAUCGAACUGAAAACGAAUGGUCAUUUAUGUUUCAUGUUAGAGAAUGUGUUUUAGGAGCGAUGUUAAGUUUUCUAUUACAUAAUUCUAAAUUAGUUACUAUAGAUAUAUCAAAAAGAUUAGUAGCAUUAUUAGGUAAUACAUUAACAUUUAUUUCGUUAGUACCAAAUUCAUUUUCGAAUAAUCCUACACCAAAUUCGUCCGUUACGUCAAUAACACCACAAUUACCAUUUUCAACAUCUUUAAAAUUUUCGGAUAGAGAAAAUAUGUUAAAAAGAAGAACAUUUCAAUGCUUUGUGGCCUUAAGACCGAUUAGUGUAUAUGAUAAUCUAAUUACACAAUUGUUGAAAUUAAGUGUGACGCAAUUUGCGGAUCCCGAAAAAAAUGUGGGUAGCGCUAUUACAGCAGCCAUUGUAGCAGCAGUUUCAGGAAAUUUUACCAGCGUAUGGACAACAGGAGACGAAUACGCAUAUGGAGUGACCAGUAGAUUGCAGGGAAUGAAUAUAGAUAUCGCUAAUCUAAUAGAUGAUGAUGAUGAAAAAAGUGAUAGUAGGAAAAUAGGCGUGAGAGAUUGGUUAAAUAGAGAUUUAGUAGAAAGCAGAGUAGAGAAUCAAUUAGAACAACCAAUUAUUGGAGCACCUGAACAUGACUCAUUAAUGAUUUAUACCACUUAUUGGAUCGGAAAUAUUAUAAUGGAUAUGUUACAAGAAUCAAUCACGCAUCCGGACCCAUAUUUAAGGAAUGCGGCAAGUGAGACUUUAGGAAGACUAUUGAGUACCGUUGGCGGUAAUUUGGUAACCACGCAAAUGCAAUUGUUGGUAGAUCAGGUGGUUAAUAAUAGAGAACCAGACACUCGAGCGGGUAGCGCAUUAGCACUUGGAUGUAUUUAUAGUCACGUGGGCGGAAUGGCGGCUGGUGGUCAUUUGAAAACAUUGGUUGGUAUAUUAUUAUCAUUAAGUAGUGAUCCUCAUCCCGUUGUACAUUUUUGGGCAUUGUAUGCGUUAGCACAAAUAAUCGAAUCUGCCGGAUUAAUGUUUUCGCAAUAUGUCAGCAGCACUCUUGGUAUCAUUGUCAAAUUAUAUAUGUCAGAUACUCAUGAACCAGGUGGUGGAACUGUCGGAACUACAAACGUUGGAUUAGGAUUUUCUGCUUAUCAACAAUUUGGUAAAAUUAUAUAUGGAUUAAUUGGUACGUUAGGUCCUGAAUUACAAUCAAGCACCAAAAUACGAAACUUAUGUUUAAAUUUAAUGAUCGAAUUAAGAAAUGAUGAAGAAGAAAUGGUGGUGGUGGAAUCAAUUAGAUGUUUACAGCAUUUCAUUAUGUUUGCCCAGCAAUUUAUUGAUUUACCUAGAUUGGUAGCCUUCUUGCAAUUUCAAUUAAGCAGUAAACAUUUACCAUUAAAAGAAGUUGCUGUUACAUGUUUGUAUCAAUUGGUGCAAAAGAAUGCUAAACAUGUAUUUGAAGUUUCCGUACCUGGUUUGGAUAACCAAUUAUUUAGUUUAUUGGAUACUGAUCCAACCAUUGAUGGCGUUAAAGAUAUUGUAAAAAGUUGGUUAAAUCAAACGGCGAUAGAUAAUCCUUCCAUUUGGGUCGAGUUAUGUAGAAAAGUAAUGUCGAAAACUGGUAGUAGUUUCGAUUUUAGAGAAAGAGCUAACGCUAAUAGGGAAUUAGAAAAGAAUACUAAAUUAAUUCAAGAUUCUGUUCAAAUUCCACCCAGGUGGCGUACUCAAUUAUUUGCGUUACAAUGUUUACAUCAAGUUGUUGAAGUUAUUAGUAAUUCUGGCGAUAAAGAUCAUUUUGAUCUAUCUAUUGCAAAGAAGAAGAGUGCAAACGGAAAAGAUUAUUUAGUAUUAAGAGUACAAGAAUUAAUCAAAAUGGCGUUUACUGCUAGUACCGCCGUUGUUGGUGAAAUGAGAUUAGAAGGAUUGACCGUAUUAAGAGAUGUGAUUGAGGCGCAAAUAGGAGCGGCGCUUACUCCAGCGUUUACAGCUGAAUCUUCACCAGAAAUUUUGUCAGCUGCUGUAAAAGUAUGUGCUGUAUUUGUUGGUAGUGGUAUCGUAAAAGAAUUAUAUCGUAUGGGUCGCAUUUUAAAGUUAUUAACUACCGCAUUGGAAAAUUGUAAAGAUAAUGCUAACGUUACUGCUGUUGGUGAUAUUAAAGAUUUAAGCCCUCAUGCUGCAAUUAUGGUUAAAUUAUCCGUAUUAAAUGCGUGGGCUGAAUUACAAGUUUCUAGCAUUAAACAAUCUUAUUUAAUACAAGUAUUAGAACCAAACUUGCCAUUGUUAUGUCCAUUGUGGGUAUUAGCAUUAAAAGAGUAUGCAAGGGUACAAAUUGAACCUGACAUAGCUGAAGCACAAAUUAAUAUAAUCGGUAGCAGAGGAAAUGGGGGGAAUGUUGGCGGGUCAUUUCUUUCACCUACACAGACUGAAGUAUUUGAUUCAAUGUAUAGUGGAUUAACAAGAGAAGUUAUUCUUCCGUAUUAUAAUAGAUCUUGGUUGACUAUAUUAGGAGCCGUUGCUAGUUUAGUGGAUAGUGGCAAUCCAUUAAUUAUUAAUGCAUUAAAUGGAAAAGACCUUUCAUCAACUACAAGUGAUGUAAAAGAUGAAGUACAACAGCAUGAUGAAUUUACAAAUUUUGAAGCAUUAUCAAAGACAUUUGGAGGUGGUAGAAGAUCGAGCGGAUUGAUCGGUAGUGUUAAUUCAAGUGGAGAUAAAUCUAAUGUUACAAGUGACAACGAUAAAGUUGUCAAAACUUGUAUUAAUGCUUUAAAAGCUUUUCUUAGACCUAUUGUCGCUGGUAACAUAUUUUUAGAAAGAAUAAUAUUUAUUGAAUUAAUUAGCUUAUUUGAUAGGUUAGUUCUAACUGAAGGAUUUGAAGUACAACAUGAUAUUAUACAAACUAUCGCUAAUAUUAUUAAUGAUUAUGGGAGUACUUUUAUCUGUGAUGAUUUAUUAACUAUGGAACAUAAAAGAAGUACAACAAUUAAUGGGAAUUUGGGGAACGAUUCUACUAUGAAUAAUGAAGAAGAUAAAUCACAAACCAUAUUAUUUUACAUGUUAAGAUUACUUGUUAACAUAUUUUUUCAAAAAAUUCCUUCGCUUUCUGCAAGACCCAAUUCCCUAAGGAUAUUUAGACCCCCCCAAGGAAAUGCUAGAGGUCAAACUUCUCAACAAAUUAAUACUGUAUUAAAAGCAUCAUUAGAAGCUUUUACUUCACUUAUUACUAUUAUACCGAUUAAAUAUAAAAAUGAUUUAAUCGCAAUAGCAUUUUAUGUAUUUAUAUCUUUAAUUCAGGAUCCAAAAUUUCAACAAAAUGAUAUGACACAAAAUGUAUUGUAUAAUAUAAAACUAUUAUGUAAUGGAGGAAAUUUAGAGAGUUUGUUUAAUGAUGAAAAAGAUUUGAAAAAAUUUUCUAAAAUUAUCCAUUCUUCCAUUUGGUCUAUUUUAACUAAAAUUAAUUCUGUAUUAACGAGUGUGGAUAAAGAAUAUAGUGAAGAAGAAGUAUCAAUAAUAAAAAAUUGUUUAUUGGCUUUGGUAUUAUUAUUUACUUGUAAUCCUAAAUCCUGUUUAAGGUCUUUAGGAUUGCAAAAUGAAUUUGUUAAGAUAUUAAAAAAAGGAUUUCAAUCUAAUAAUACUACGAUUGCUGUAACUUCAUUACAAUGUAUUCGUACUCUUAUCUUACUUUCAACCAAAUCGGAAAGCGACACGAUUACAGUAAUGGCUUCAACGGAGAUCAGUUAUAAUUGUAUUAAGGCGUUAAUACCACAAUUAGUAAUGUUUUUACAAAAUAUUAAAGACUCAAGGUUGGAACCAAGCGAUGAUAAACUUGAUAAACUUGAUAUUGUUGAAGAAGUUAUUAAAACCUUACUUAUGGUAAACACUGUAGCCAACGAAUCUCACAAAUCGCUUGUUAUUGCAGUUACUUUACCAACAUUAAUUAAUCUUUUAGAAGAUGCACCAUUAGAAUCAUUUAAUCCACUUCCAAAAUUACAUUUGAUUUCGGUUAAACAUGUUCUUUCAUUGGCUGCUACUAAUCCAUUAAAUUUUAAAGAAGCGUUAGCCACUUUAACACCUCAGCUUAAAUCUAAAUUAGAAAAUUCUAUAAGGUUUAAUGUAUUACAAGAGCAACAACGGUUACAAAAAGAAAGAGAAAGGAAGGCCAAUGAGCAAUUAGAAUUUAGCAAAGGACCUAGUAUUAGUUUAAAAAAUGACUUUUCCGGUACGCGACAACGUCUCUUAUUGGCGGUCCACAAUAAGAUUGUCCUUGAUUAUGAUAACUGA